GAAUAUUUACCAUUGGUAUUUUAUUCGGGCGAGCCCCAUGUUACUCACUUGAUGGGUCUCCAAUCUUUUUGCUUUACAUUUCUUGGUGUUUGAUCAGGUAGACAACGUCCUACUCCAUCUGAAAGCUUCGCUAUGGAGAAAUAAUCAUCUGGAGCAGCCACUCUUUUUCAUCGACCGAGAUGAAGCUGUCAAUUCGAUACUGUAUAAUCAAUUUGUUCUUUUCUUGAUUCGUCUCAACACUCAACGCAAACGUUUCCAACUCUCAACAAAGGAGUGAACGCAAGAUCCAAGCCUGGCGAAAUAUCUGAUGCACAGAGAUCUGGAUUGUUCCCCCAAGACCUUGGAACCAUGGUUGUUCUGUCAGCAAGCAAUUAGCACCAUCCAACCAUGGAACUAGUGAUCGCCGGUGAUGAACUCCUACCUACCAAGACAAGGAGUAAACGAGAACUGCAUCAGUAUGCUUAAUUUUGUCGUACCAAGUUUUACACACGUCACGGGGAUUAUCGAAAAAUUAGAGGUGGUGAAUCAAGUGAUUGUGCGGAGAUUUCCCCCGUGGAUAACUCCGGCCCCUGUAUGUUCUGGUGAAUGUGAGAUUUUCUUCAAGGCGAAGGGUUGAAGGUUUUGGCUGCGGACGGCUAGCGAGAGGCUCGGCUGCAUUUUGCAGAGUCCUUGGGACUUCCCUUACAACAUUCCGAAAAUAUUUAUCUAGGAGUUGUCCUGGCUUCGGUAACUGGUCAUUUUGAGAACUGGAGGUACUUGUGCAACCUUUGAUUUUGAGCACUUAAACUGGACGGAAAGCCUGUGCAAAAUAGAAACCAGUUGGAACCAGGAGGCAGGUAUGAUACGAGGAACCUAGAAGUUGGAAGAUCUUCUAGCUGUCGUGAACUACCUCAGGAUUUGCACACAUCGCAGGUGCUGUUGAUGGCAGUGACAGAUCUGUGGGCUCCUCUAGUUCGCCUAGAUAUAUGGGCAGAUGCGAUCGUUGACGAAGAAGGGGCAAAGCAUGUUAAGUCCUUACAUUGUUUCCGGAUGGAGUCGAGGAUGACGAUGCCAGUACCUAACAUACCCUUCUGGAGGAACUUUCAACUGUGCUGCAUUGUGCACGGGUUAGUAAAGGAAAAGUUCAUUAUGACAGAGCAGAGGGAUUCUAAUCACUUGCGGACGAUUGGAGAUUGAGAAUCAAAGAUGACCAACUACGGUAUACGUUGAAGGAUUUUGUCCCCUGCUUUUACAAGACCAUCACGAACAUCGGUUAAACGUUUGAUCCAUGUGCAUUCUGCCUCUAGAGAUAAUUAAUCCUUGCAACGUAAUGAAUUUUGUGCAGGAAAUAUCACCGUCAUGCUUGCUCCAUACUACACCCAAUGUAACUAGUUUCUACACUCUUUUGC
Marchantia polymorpha subsp. ruderalis is the source of this 1388-nucleotide messenger RNA. The record is from the annotation of a GenBank genome assembly. NCBI's taxonomy places the organism in Eukaryota, Viridiplantae, Streptophyta, Marchantiopsida, Marchantiales, Marchantiaceae.